UCUGGAUUUAUGUGAAGAGCGAUUACUCCUCACAAAGAUUUAAGCAAUGGAUCUGGUCGCAAGCAUCCGCAAAGAAGGCAGCCGUGGUGGCCGCGGCGACUUCAAAUGGUCCGAUGUCAAGGAAUCUUCGCACCGUGAGAACUAUCUUGGCCAUUCGUUAAUGGCCCCUGUUGGCCGCUGGCAACAGGGCCGUGACUUGCAGUGGUACACAAAGACCGAUGAGGGCGAAGAGGAAAGAAUUAGGAAAGAACGCGAAGAGAAACAACUUGUCAAGGAAGCCGAGGAAGAAGCCAUGGCCCGGGCUUUGGGCCUGCCAGUUCCAGAGAAGCGCGCCAGCUCCAACGCCAAUCUUACGCCGCUGGGUGAGAAAGACGUCCAAAACGCAAUCCGAGAUACAGCCGAGGGACAGGAGCUAGCGAUAGACGAAGCGGGCAAGGGAAUUGGCUACGUUUCGUUUGGGGGGAAAUCAGCCACUAUGUCUCGCACGGGCAAUGGCGAUAAACUUGAGCCUGUCGGUUUGGGUACUAGCUCAGCAGACAAGCGGAGACGGCGAAGUGAGCGUAGCAGGAGUCCAUGGAGAGAUAGGAGGCGAGAUCAUCUGGGUGAUAGAAACAAAGACAGGGAUCGAGAUCACAGAUACCGUAAGCAUCGCGACGAGCACGAGCAUCGGCACAGGAGCCAUCGGCACAGGUCUCGGUCCCGGUCGCGAGACCACCGGAGAAGGUACUCACGCUCACGGUCAAGAAGCAGGGACAGAAGAGUCAACGACGAAGGCAGGAGACGCCGAGACGACCGGCACCAUACUACCCGCCCAAGGGAUAGAGACUCAGACUACCAUCGUCGGCGUUGAUGUUAUUUUUUCAGAUGUUCGUCUUGUCUACAAACGGAGUUGGGGCGUUUGUCCAGAGACUCUAGUGUAUAAGAGCUAUUCCCUAGUUUGGACCAUUCUCUAUACAACAGUCACUGCUGUUCUCUAUAACUCGUCAUGUCCCUUACUCUCGCCUACUGGAAGAUCAGGCAUCGACAUCAUCUUCACCACCAUACUAGUCCAUCCAGUGAA
This is a messenger RNA of Aspergillus alliaceus, 1060 nucleotides long. RefSeq names its product MMtag domain-containing protein. The coding region runs from base 47 to 850 and encodes 267 amino acids. The record is from RefSeq and is a predicted model, not a curated record. NCBI's taxonomy places the organism in Eukaryota, Fungi, Ascomycota, Eurotiomycetes, Eurotiales, Aspergillaceae. The transcript is spliced from 2 exons.